Molecule: messenger RNA, 2704 nt
Organism: Gordionus sp. m RMFG-2023
Lineage: Eukaryota; Metazoa; Nematomorpha; Gordioida; Chordodea; Parachordodidae
Exons: 7
Coding region: 246-2090 (614 amino acids)
Biological process (GO): regulation of transcription by RNA polymerase II
Cellular component (GO): nucleus; transcription regulator complex
Molecular function (GO): DNA-binding transcription factor activity, RNA polymerase II-specific; RNA polymerase II cis-regulatory region sequence-specific DNA binding; protein binding
Source: RefSeq, a predicted model, not a curated record
AUUAUCAAAUAAAUAAACUAUGACGACAAACUAAUUAUGACGAUAUUUACGUCCUACUAUGAAUGAAUCAAGAUCUAUACACACGGAAAAUACUCAAACAUAAUUUAAGAAAUAAUAUCAUGUAUAUAAUUUAAUAUUAGGCAUGUAAUCUUCAAAUCAUCAUAAUAUCAGAAAACCUGAAAUUAAUUAUCACAAUAUAUUAUCUAGUCAUUGAUAUAUGUAAAACAGUGAUUAUAAAACUUUAAAUGGCAUCUGAAGAUCCUAAAUCUCUUUUAAAUAUAAAUAAAAAACUUGAUAAUCCAGAAAUAAGAAGGGAAAAUGAUCAAAUUUUAAAAAUGCAUGAUGAAGAGGGCAUUAGAAGAAGAGAAGCUUUGGCACGUAGACCCUCCUACAGAAAAAUUUUGAACGAUUUAUCAUCGGCAACGACUGAAUUACCUUUGACCUUUCCAAAAUCACAAUCCUCCGAAACAUUUUUGAAACCUAUGGAUCCUCCUUCCUCUCAUUCUCAUAUUUCCUCUUUUCCCUUAUCUCAAAACCAAAGCUCGCUCAUACCCUUGAAAUUCGCUUUAGCCCCCAAUUUUUCCAUCGUUGAAGCCCCCCAAAACUCUUCUUUGAUUUUGGGGGGAGAUUAUCACCCCUCCAUACAAACCCUUCUUCAGCAACAUCAACAACAAAUGCAGCUUCAGCACCACCAACAACAGCAACAGCUGUUUAGAGCAGCUUACCAGAAAAUGCUAGGAGGCGCUUCGGAUCAUCAGCCUUUAUCCUUCGCCGCAGAUCUGACCAACCUUUCCAACCUCCCUUAUUUGUCAACACUAUCAAAUUUACCUAACCAACAGGCUUCCGCUAUCGUCCUACCUAUAUCGUCUCUCCUUGCUUUAGGUUCCUUUCAAAAUAACAGUUUACAACAAAACAUGCAGAACGUACCCAUAGUUCAAAAUUCGCCUCGCGACAUUCAGUAUUUACUAGACAAGCAGAAUAUUAGUUCGCCGAACCUACAAAAUAUGGACUCUACCCUAAGCCAAACGAUGAUAUUUUCCACUCACCAAGAACCCAAUUUACUUAAAAAUGAUAAGAUUAAAGGAAAGCAGAGCGUUGCUAAUACAAAACUUGGCGAUAAUAUCACACUAUUUAAUUCUAAAAAUGCUGAUAACAACGAGCCUCAUAAGUCAACAUCGGGGGAGAUAAAAGUUAUUAAAUCGAGUCUCUCCUCAAAUAUCCUUACUACUAUUAGCAAUACCCUUUUCGAUACGAAUUCGGAAAAAGGCGAUAUUAUCAAGAAAGAGCAUGCAACAUCAUUGCUUUCUCCCCCGAGCCAUAACGAUAACGGUUCAGAUAGAAAUGAUUCAUCUGUCAAUUCCCCUCAUUCUCUUUCAUCCCUGUCUCCAAACGCUACAUUUAGUUCCAAAUCCUCAAAUCAAAGCGAAUCAGAUCGUCUUCCUAGGAUAGGUCUCGAUGCUGAUAACGCUAUGUUUAGACGGCACAACAUCCCAAGUCCUACUGAUCAUGGCAAUAACAAUCUUUACCCACCCACUAGUUCUCUCCCCCUAUCUUCGACCGUCGCCGUAAAUUGUAUGACUAUCCCAAAAUCUGAAAGUUUUUUUAACGAUUACCAUCAAACACUUACUUCCUCUCAACUAUUAAGGUCCGCUCCCUUGCAGUUAUCAUCUGAGACUCAUGGUAACAAUAGCAAUAUUACCAAUACGACAGCAUUAGGAUUAGCCUGUGGGCCCAAUCAGCCACCUUCAUUUAUCAGGAUUCCGCUCAACGAAGCUUAUUACCAGCAAAUGAAUACCAGCAAUAUUCAAUCACAGAAUCUUCCUAACAUGAACCCGACCAAUAUAAAUAACAAUCUAGUAAAUUCUACCAACAUUCAUGUACAUCCGCAACAUCCAGUCAUAGAAGAGGCUGCACGAAAGAGAGAAGUUCGACUACUCAAAAAUAGAGAGGCAGCAAAAGAAUGUAGACGCAAAAAGAAAGAAUACGUAAAAUGCUUAGAAAACAGGGUUGUGGUCUUGGAAAACCAAAACAAGGCUCUUAUCGAUGAGCUGAAAUCGCUCAAGGAAUUGUAUUGCCAAAAACAAGAAUAGAGGGCUGCGAAAACUUUUUAUCAAACAAUUAUAUUCGAAUAAUUUUAAUUGAUAGGAAACAAAUAAUUUGCUAUGUACAUAAAUUUUUUUACGACCUAUAUAAUAAUUAAUAAAAUAUCCUUUUUUAGGAAAAGUUUAUUUGACACAGAAGUUUGAUUAUUAAGGAUUUUAAUUUGAAUUUGAAAUGCAAAAUAUAUUAAUUCAAUUUUAUUAUUAGUCCAGCUUGAUUUGAUUUUCGACAGUUCCAUUAUAUUUUUAAAUUAAUUUAUCUGUUCAAAAUGUAAAUAUGUCGUAAUUUAUAUAAAGUUAGUUUUUAGUAUCAUCCAUCCAAAUAUGUAAAUUACAAUGUUGUAUUUAAUUAUAUUAUUAAUUAUGUAUUAGGUUUUUAAUCAUCCAAAUAUUUAUUGUUUACAAAAAAAUGUUUUAUACCGGCCUAUCUGCUCAAAAAAAACACUAUUUUAUGAAUUUAUUUUCUUAGUUCAAUAAAUUUUUUGCGAUAAAAUUAUAAAAAAAAAACAUUCUAAUCAUCGGUACUUUUAAAUAUUAUUUUGUCAAUAUUUUUAAAGUAUACUUAUAAAAAACAUUCACGCUAUAUUAUUUUGUCUAUACUUUUU